AUGCGUUACUCACGUCGUUCUCGACGCGUUCCUUCCGAAGACAGUGAGUCGGAGGAAAUGGAGGUCAUCAACGACAACACCAUUGCCCCCAGCAAGAAAGAUACAGAGGAUAAUGCAGAUGAUGAGGCCGAGGCUGUCAAGUAUGCUCCUCCAGGGACGAUCUGCGAGGUUCACAACCUCUACCAGUCCAAGCGCGAUGACAAUGGUCGCACUUCAUGGACAAAGAAGAAGCCCGAUGAUCUUCCCAGCGCAGAUGAGAACUCUGAGUCGGCUCAGUAUGCUCUCAUUGUCCGCCAUGUCAAGUGCUACGAUGGUCGCAAACCUCUCCAAAUCCACUCCAUUGUUGUGCAGAGCGAGUGUCUGAAAAAGGUCCUCGGAAAAGUACUCGAUGGCUAUCCAGGGGUAACCAUGACCUUGGAGCGAGUGGAAUUCCGCAGUCCUUUCAAGCCUUUCGUUCAUCGAUGGGAGCGAUUCGCCAGUGCGCGUGACCAGGAGCUAGACUCGGUGACCAAAUCGCACGUAGAACUUCUCUACACUAUCCUCGAAGAGGAGCUACGGGAUACGAUUGCCCGUAAAAAUGACCUUGUGCUCAACGGCGUCGUCACCCAUGAUCUUCUCUGGACCAUCUUCGAGCCGGAGGGUGAGAUCUUCAGUAUGGUCGGCGGUCGCCCCCGAGCCUUUCGGUUCAAGUCCGGCGAGACCAACUGUCGGACCGGUGCAUUCGAUCUCGAAGCUAAAUACAUUGAUUUCGACGGUGAUGACUUUGGAUUCCGCGACAAGGACUUUGAAGUGCCGCCGUUUGGUGGCACCAUGCCCAUCACGGCUCUUCCGGUGUUUCCCCUAAGACAUCACAGUGACCAGAUUUCCGUUCGCGACGCCUUGGUCGCACGUGGAGCGGUCUGGGAGCAAUACAAGGGGUAUUAUUUCAAGUAUUACGAAGGCCUGGCCGUGGGUCGGUUCAUGAGAAGGGAAUUCAAGUUCAACAUCAAAAGCCGCAUCAUCAUCGACGCUGAGGCGUUCAACACCUUCAACCCAGACGAGUCCGUCUCAGUGUAUCCUACCUGUGGAAAGGAACUCACAGAUGACCAGCGACUGCUGGCCCUCCCAAUUUGCGAGAAACGGUGGCUGGAGUUCAAUCUCGACAGUGUCAAAGAGAUCGUGUGGGAUUCGCAGGCCUUCAAUUCCCUGGUACUGCCGCAGGGUCAACAGGAUCUCAAGACGCUGAUUCUGGCCUUUGCCAAUGCGCAGUCAAAACAAGCGGAUUCGUUUGAUGACGUGGUCCAGGGCAAAGGACGAGGAAUCAUCAUGCAGCUGAGCGGGCCGCCAGGAGUGGGUAAGACGCUCACUGCGGAGAGCGUUGCCGAAGUGAUGAAGGUGCCGCUGUAUGUGAUGAGCGCGGGAGAUCUGGGGACGUCGGCCUCGAGCGUAGAGGAGGCGUUGAAAGAUAUCCUGCGGAUGAUUCCCAAGUGGGGUGCGGUCCUUCUGCUCGACGAAGCCGAUGUGUUCAUGGAAGCUCGCAACUCAACGGACUUGUGGAGGAAUGAGUUGGUGUCGAUCUUUCUACGUAUGCUAGAGUAUUACGAGGGCAUCCUCUUCCUGACUACCAACCGCGCUGGAAACAUUGACCCAGCUUUUGAAUCUCGAAUUCACGUCUCCAUCGUCUACCCCGAUUUGGACAUUAAUUCCCGACGCCAUAUCUGGCAGCAGUUCCUGACUCGCACCGCAGGAACCGAGGAAUUCUCCGAUGACCAGCUCGAGACUUUGGCAGGAGUAUCGUUGAAUGGCCGACAGAUCAAGAACGUGCUCAAGACAGCUCAUUUGCUGGCAUGGUCGCAGGAGAAGCCACUUGCUUACGAGCAUUUACAAACAGUACUCAAGCUUAGAGAUGCUACUUCGCCGGUUGCAAAUGGGGUUUGA
This is a messenger RNA of Aspergillus viridinutans, 1917 nucleotides long. Its product is annotated as ATP-binding protein. The record is from RefSeq and is a predicted model, not a curated record. The coding region runs from base 1 to 1917 and encodes 638 amino acids. Gene Ontology annotation, molecular function: ATP hydrolysis activity; ATP binding. The transcript is spliced from 3 exons. NCBI's taxonomy places the organism in Eukaryota, Fungi, Ascomycota, Eurotiomycetes, Eurotiales, Aspergillaceae.